ACUCUAAAAGCCCACAUACCACAUUGAGGCCCAUUUCAAAACAUCCGCCGCUUUGCAAAGUGCAGUCUGUGGUCUUCCCCUCCCCACCUCCUUAUCCUCAACUCCUUACCCCUCUCCUAAACCCUUCUCCUUCCCUCCCUCCCUCCCUUCCCCUUUUUCUCUCUCUCAAAUCCCUCCUCUUCCUCUUGCCCUAAGAAGAAUGUCUCUUUCUACCAUAACCAAGCCUGUCUCCAAGUCCUCACCCAUGGUCAAUGGUGUUCUCAUCUCUGCCCCAAGCAUCUUCGCCGCAAAAUAUUCACACCCGUAUCUAUCAGUCCCAUCAAGACCAAUUCGAGUACACCUGUCGUGCUCUCAAUCUUCUUUGCUUCUCCCCUUUCUCUCUCUGAAAAAGAAGACCCAUUCUUCAACUGUAGUUACUUCCGUAGCCCAGACCUCAGACUGGGCUCAGCAAGAGGGAGAGAACACUGUCCUUGAAGAAGACCCACAAGAAUUAGGAGGGGUAUCGGAUAUAGAAGAAGCAAAAGAUUUCUCUUGGGAAAAUGAAGAGGCCGAUGAGACCCAAGCGAGCAUAUCUGAUUGGGAAACCGAAGAAGGGAAAGAGGCGACGGAGCCGAGCGUCGAUGGUGAAGAGAGUACCGGCGAAGAUGGAUUUGCGGAGGAGCCGUACUCGGAGCCGUCUGAAGAUGCGAAGCUUUUUGUUGGGAAUCUGCCGUACGACGUUGAUAGUCAGAGAUUGGCUGAAAUCUUCAACCAGGCCGGGAUUGUCGAGGUUGCUGAGGUUAUUUAUAACAGGGAGACUGAUCAGAGUCGUGGUUUCGGGUUUGUGACAAUGAGCACUGUUGAAGAAGCUGAGAAGGCUGUGGAUAUGUACCAUCGUUAUGAUUUGGGUGGAAGGCUCUUGACUGUAAAUAAGGCUGCUCCUAGAGGAUCACGGCCAGAACGUCCCCCUCGCAUAUUUGAAAAUGCUUUCAGAGCCCAUGUUGGUAACCUACCAUGGGACGUAGACAGUGGUCGCUUGGAGCAGGUUUUCAGUGAACAUGGUAAGGUUGUGGACGCUCGAGUAGUAUAUGACAGGGAGUCUGGCCGUUCACGUGGUUUUGGCUUUGUAACGAUGUCCACCGAGACUGAAUUGAAUGAUGCCAUUGCUGCUCUUGAUGGGCAGACUUUGGAAGGGAGGUUAAUCAGAGUAAGUAAAGCUGAGGAAAGACCAAGGCGCUCGUUUUGACUCAAUCGAUGAGAUGAACUGAAGGUGGUCUGGCUCUCUCUCUCUCUCUCUCUCUCUCUCUCUCUCUCUCUCAUUUUUUGUUUUUUGCUUUUUCCCCUGUGGUGGGAUAGAGUGGUCCAAUUUUUGCCAGCUAGUUUGCAGUGAUGUUUUUGAUUAAAGUAAAACAGGUUAUACACAUUGUGUUCCUAUUAACUUGAUAUUGUGUUGGUAAUGUUAUGUAGCUUUUUAACA
Messenger RNA from Malania oleifera, 1456 nucleotides. Its product is annotated as 28 kDa ribonucleoprotein, chloroplastic-like. The transcript is spliced from 4 exons. The coding region runs from base 200 to 1225 and encodes 341 amino acids. Lineage: Eukaryota; Viridiplantae; Streptophyta; Magnoliopsida; Santalales; Ximeniaceae. Gene Ontology annotation, molecular function: mRNA binding. The record is from RefSeq and is a predicted model, not a curated record. Gene Ontology annotation, cellular component: cytosol.